AUGUUGGGAUCUCUUUUCACCAUUGCAAACUUGUCAAAUGGCAAAAAAAUUACGAUUUAUGCGCCUGGUCUUGAAAAAGCACAAAUACUUGUUGAAAAUAACACAAAUUCGGAUUUACCACCUGCACAACUAAUUUUCUAUCUUACCUUAUUAAAUGAGCUUGCAAAGCAAGUUCCUAAUUUUGAUAUUAGUAAUGUGGAAUUGGCAAAGGUUUUUACUAAUUCUUGGAGGAAUUCUAGCCUUGAAUACACAGACGAUACGAUGUUGGGGUCUCUUUUCACCAUUGCAAAAUUGUCUAAUGGAGAAACCAUAGCAAUUUAUGCGCCUGGUCUUGGAAAAGCACAAAUACUUGUUGAAAAUAACGCAAAUUCGGAUUUACCACCUGCACAACUAAUUUUUUAUCUUACCUUGUUAAACGAGCUUGCAAAGCAAAUUCCUAAUUUUGAUGUUAGUAAUAUGGAAUUGGCAAAGGUUUUUACUGAUUCUUGGAGGAAUUUCGGCCUUGAAUACACAGACGAGUUUGUCAUUUUGGCAGAUAAACUUGGACUUAAUUAA
Messenger RNA from Entrophospora candida, 555 nucleotides. The record is from the annotation of a GenBank genome assembly. NCBI's taxonomy places the organism in Eukaryota, Fungi, Glomeromycota, Glomeromycetes, Entrophosporales, Entrophosporaceae.